Messenger RNA from Harmonia axyridis, 2612 nucleotides. Its product is annotated as zinc finger protein 711-like. Gene Ontology annotation, cellular component: nucleus. Gene Ontology annotation, biological process: regulation of transcription by RNA polymerase II. The record is from RefSeq and is a predicted model, not a curated record. The coding region runs from base 222 to 1544 and encodes 440 amino acids. Gene Ontology annotation, molecular function: DNA-binding transcription factor activity, RNA polymerase II-specific; RNA polymerase II transcription regulatory region sequence-specific DNA binding. NCBI's taxonomy places the organism in Eukaryota, Metazoa, Arthropoda, Insecta, Coleoptera, Coccinellidae. The transcript has 3 exons.
GAGCUCAGUGGGUUGGCAGCACUGUAUGGAUGACAAAGUUGUUAUUUAUUCGUGGAGAGCGUUGUGGGUAUAUCAUAGAGAAAUUAAGGAUUUUUUUGUCUAUUGGGAACAUUAUCUUUUUAGUCGGGGAAAACAGACAAGCUUCAUGCUAUCGUGCACAGUAGAGAUAAUACAAAACAUACACAAACAAAUUGAGAAUUUACAAAGUGUUGAAGUCAGAAAUGGAAACAUACUCAAAAAUUUUCCUUGAUGAAAAUAAUCAUCACAGAGUAAAGAUCGAAAUGGGAGAAGCUGAUGAUAGCUAUGAAAAAGGAAACUCAUUUGACUUGGGUUUUCAGUACACAAUUGAGGAUAAAAAGAAUGAAAUCAUGGAUAUUGUUCAGCAUUACACUGAUGAGAAUGGAAUGAGAUCGUCUCUUGAAUAUGAAAGAGGACAGUUUGCUUUCAACCAGAAAAGCAAUGUCAAUGGGCAUAUAGAUGCUGUCCAUUUGAAUAAAAGUGAACAUAAAUGUCACUUAUGUGAGUUUGCAGCCGAUCAGAAAAAUAACCUCAAAAUGCAUAUAGAUUCUGUCCAUUUGAACAUAAAAGAAUUUAAAUGUCACUUAUGUGAGUAUGCUGCAAGCAAGAAACAAACCCUUCAAAGUCAUAUAGAUUCUGUCCAUUUGAAUAAAAAAGAACAUAAAUUUCACUUAUGUGAGUUUGAAACCUAUUGGAAAAAUCACAUCGAAAAGCAUAUAGAUUCUGUCCAUUUGAAUAAAAGAGAACAUAAAUGUCACUUAUGUGAUUAUGCAGCCAACCUGAAGAUUAACCUCAAAAGGCAUAUAGAUUCUGUCCAUUUGAAUAAAAAAGAACAUAAAUGUCACUUAUGUGAGUUUGCAACCAGUCGGAAAAAUGAACUCAAAAUGCAUAUAGAUUCUGUCCAUUUGAAUAAAAGAGAACAUAAAUGUCACUUAUGUGAUUAUGCAGCCAACCUGAAGAUUAACCUCAAAAGUCAUAUAGAUUCUGUCCAUUUGAAUAAAAAAGAACAUAAAUGUCACUUAUGUGAGUUUGCAACCAGUCGGAAAAAUGAACUCAAAAUGCAUAUAGAUUCUGCCCAUUUGAACAUAAAGGAAUUUAAAUGUCACUUAUGUGAGUAUGCUACAAGCAAGAAACAAACCCUUCAAAAUCAUAUAGAUGCAGUCCAUUUAAAGAAAAGAGAACAUAGAUGUCACUUAUGUGAGUAUGCUGCAAGCAAGAAAAAAACCCUUCAAAGUCAUAUAGAUUCUGUCCAUUUGAAUAAAAAAGAACAUAAAUGUCACUUAUGUGAGUUUGAAACCUAUCGGAAAUAUGACAUCAAAAAGCAUAUAGAUUCUGUCCAUUUAAAUAAAAAAGAACAUAAAUGUCACUUAUGUGAGUUUGCAGCCAACCAGAAGGUUAACCUCAAAAGUCAUAUAGAUUCUGUCCAUUUGAAUAAAAAAGAACAUAAAUGUCACUUAUGUGAGUUUGAAACCUAUCGGAAAUAUGACAUCAAAAAGCAUAUAGAUUCUGUCCAUUUAAAUAAAUAAGAACAUAAAUGUCACUUAUGUGAUUAUGCAGCCAACCAGAAGGUUAACCUCAAAAGUCAUAUAGAUUCUGUCCAUUUGAAUAAAAAAGAACAUAAAUGUCACUUAUGUGAGUUUGAAACCUAUCGGAAAUAUGACAUCAAAAAGCAUAUAGAUUCUGUCCAUUUAAAUAAAAAAGAACAUAAAUGUCACUUAUGUGAGUUUGCAGCCAAUCAGAAACAUGACCUCAAAAAGCAUAUAGAUUCUGUCCAUUUGAAUAAAAAAGAUCAUAAAUGUCACUUAUGUGAGUUUGCAGCUGAUCAGAAAUAUAACCUCAAAAUGCAUAUAGAUUCUGUCCAUUUGAACAUAAGAGAAUUCAAAUGUCACUUAUGUGAGUAUGCUGCAAGCAAGAAAAAAUCCCUUCAGAGUCAUAUAGAUUCUGUCCAUUUGAAUAAAAAAGAACAUAAAUGUCACUUAUGUGAGUUUGCAGCCAAUCUGAAAAGUGUCCUCAAAAGGCAUAUAGAUUCUGUCCAUUUGAAUAAAAAACAUAAAUGUCACUUAUGUGAUUAUGCAGCCACCCGGAAAGAUUAUCUUAAAACUCAUAUAGAUUCUGUCCAUUUGAAUAAAAAAGAACAUAAAUGUCACUUAUGUGCGUUUGCAGCCAAUCAGAAACGUGACCUCAAAAAGCAUAUAGAUUCUGUCCAUUUGAAUUAAAAAGAACAUAAAUGUCACUUACAUGAGUAUGCAGCCAAUCAGAAAAAUAACCUCAAAAAGCAUAGAGAAAUGACCUCCAAAAGCAUAUAGAUUCUGUCCAUUUGAACAUAAAAAAAUUACUUAUGACGAUGUCGUCAGAUGGAACCAGCAUGUGGACAGAAUGAGCCUAGACAGAAUGGCAAAGAUCACCAGGGACAACAAACCCCUCAGAUGAAGACCCAUUAGAUGACCACCAAAGCAAUGGUGAGAUAGCUGGCAAUCCACGUCACAGGAAACGUAGACCAGAGAAAGCAGGCCAACCAAAGUUUUGAAGAAAGGAGCCAUACAAUUAUGGUAUUGGGAAAUGUGUUACUAAAAUAAUAAUGAUAAUAAUGAAUA